ACAGGAAGGAUUCACUUUAUGAAUGAAGAGCUGGAUGUCCAGGCGGAAGUGUUUUCAUAUUCAACGGGAUGAUAUGUUUGAUCUGGUUUGGAUAUAACUCUUGCUCAUGACGAAAUCUUUGGCGUUGUGGGAUAAAAACCGGUUGUGUUUAUACUUCUGAAACCAUGAGAAGAUGAAGCGAUAUGGAGAUGCUACAGCUGUGCAUUACAAGCUAACAGAUGCUAACGUCAACCGCUAGCUGCAACUGUUAUAAGGAAAACAAUGACAGUCACGGGGGGAAAAAUGCUUAAUAGAGGAGAAAGGUGUAAUACAAGUGUAAAAUGUACAUGGGGUCAGUGAGGAUGGUCACUGCUGGCUGAGGUUCACCCACUGACCCAGCAGGUAGCAUCCAGGUUGAAAAGACGCAGCAGCCAUGAAAGGAGAGGGCAGGGCAGAGUGCGGAGGUGAGGCUCUGUUUGAGGACCUGGACUUCCCCUCUGACGACACGUCCCUAUUCUCUGACAGCUCCACGCCCAUCGCCAGGCUGCAGGGAAACAUUACUUGGCGGCGCCCGCAGGAGAUCUGCCAGUCACCAGUUCUCUUCCCUGACAACAUCACCUUGGGUCAUGCUAAACAAGGCUUAUUAGGAGACUGCUGGUUUCUCUGUGCCUGCACCGUCCUGCUCAAGAACAAACAUCUACUGAACAAGGUAUUGCCCCCAGACCAGCCCCAGUGGGGUGACAGCAGGUACAGGGGCUUCUUCCAGUUUCGUUUCUGGCAGCAGGGACACUGGACAGAGGUGACCAUCGAUGACUGCCUGCCCUGUAUCAAUUCCUCUCUCUGCUUCUCAUGCUGCCACUCCCCCACUGCCUUUUGGGUAGCUCUAUUGGAGAAGGCCUACGCCAAGUUUCAUGGCUCAUAUGAGCGACUGUGGGCGGGGCAGGUGUCUGAGGCCCUGGUGGAUUUGACCGGUGGCCUAGCAGAACACUGGAGCUUAGGGGACUUGGGGUCAGAGGAGGAGCAGAGACCAGAGCAGGACAGCGACCAGGUCAGGAGGAGAAGGCUGGACCUGAACCUUCUGUACCCUGUGAAGCAGGAGUGUGCGUUGAGCUGCUCCACUCACAGCAGCCCUGGAGGUGCCAGUGAGCUGGGUCAAUACCAUGCUCUGACUGUCAUGGAGUGGUUGGAUGUGAAGACGCUGUCAGGGAGCGAAGUACGGCUGCUCAGGAUCAGAAACCCCUGGGGAAGAUGCUGCUGGGGAGGGGCCUGGAUAGAGAGUGGUGCAGGUUGGAGCUCUGUCGAACCUGUUUGUGCUUCAGAUCUACAAGCCAGGGCUGCCGAGGGCGAGUUCUGGUUGGAUGAGGCCGAAUUCAUGUCGCAGUUUGAUGAUGUCACAGUGGGAUACCCCAUCAGUGAGGAGGGACACCUAAAGAGCAUCUAUACUGGAAGUCUGCUCAAACACAGCCAUCAGCUGGCUGGCCGGUGGAUAAAAGGGCACUCAGCUGGUGGUAGUCGGAACAGCAGCAGCUACGGUACCAACCCCAAAUUUUGGCUGAAAGUGAGUGAGAGAGGAGAGGUUCUGGUGUCCCUGCUGCAGCAUAGGAAGUGGAGAAACACAGAGAAAUACGCACAAACGCCGCUCGAGGACAACAAGAACACAAAGCACCAGCACUACCAGGCUACUGCUCUACACAUGUGGAAGGUGGAGAAGAAGCGUUUUAAUCUGAGCCGGAUGUUGAACAAACCUCCAUGUGCUUCUACCCACUGCCACGCCUACGAGAGAGAGGUGGUCCUCCACGGGCAGCUGGAGCCCGGAUACUACCUGCUGAUCCCCAGCACCUACCAGCCAGACGCUGAGGUCCGCUUUCUCAUCAGGGUCUUUUCCUCCUCUUCCAUAUCCCUUAGUGCCCUGAAAAGCCCAGCACCUUUACUGCCAUUAACAACAGAUGGGGAGUGGGAGACCAGUUACUUCCGGGGCUCGUGGGUGGAGGGAAGGACGGCCGGAGGAAGCAGGAACUUCCUGUCUCACUGGCAGAACCCCCGCUUCCCUUUUACAGUGUGUGACCACCCAGCGGUGACAUCAGGAGUUAAUGUCAGGAUAACCCUGCAGCAGAACCGCCCUGACACUGAUCUGCACCCUGUUGGCUUUCACAUUUACAAGGUCCCAGAAGGAGCAUCUGCGCAGACGAUCCCCAGGGACGAGGAUCCUGUGGCCAGUUGCGUCCCCCACUGUUACAUGCAGGAUGUCAGUCUGGCCUGUAGUCUUCCUCCUGGAGCUUACACCAUAUUACCGUCCACUUACGAACCUGACUGCUCAGCAAACUUCACCCUCAGCCUGGCUCGCAGAAUACACAGGAAGGUGGUGAAAAGUCAGGAGAGGCUGGGGAGAGCCAUUCAGGAGGUCUCUCACAUCUCUGUGAUGCAAAGCUAGUUCUCUGGGACUGUUGCUGCUCCACUGACGUCGACUCACCUCCCUGUGCCUCUUGGCCCACGAUGAAAGAACCAGCUCUCCCAUACACCCUCACCGUACAGGCUGUGUAUGUGUGUGUGUGUGUGUGUGUGUGUGUGCAUGUAUGUGUACCAUGAGUGGCUGAGAAGGCAGGCAGAUAGAGAGAUUUAGUGGGAAUGUGUGUGUCGGGAAUCCUAGAAAGCCCUUUAUCCUGAACCACUGAGGCUCAGGGCUGAUGGGCAGCAACACACUCAUGGGCGAUUAGGACAUCAGAGGUUGUCGGUGGGCUGGGCUGCUAAUGAAGUAUGACGGGACUGGCUGGUGUAAACAAACAGCAGCCAUUGAAGAGGGCCGCCACUGCUCUUGCUCAUUCACUCACUGGUGCGCCUGCCGGCCCGGAACAAAGGGCCCUCUCAUGAAGGUCCUCACAGAGGCAUAGGGGGCAAGGGGUGAGGGGAUGGUCUCCACCAGCAGAGCCAACCAAACCACACCACACCAUACCAUGCCAUACCAUACCAGAGCUUUUCUCCCAUCCCUCACCCCCAGACAAUCUGCUCCUUAGCUAGCUUGAAUUGUUCGUCUCUGGACACAGACACAGGGUUUUCUCAAUCCUUCAUCCCCUAAACCCGCUCACCAUCCUGACUAACCCUAAAGUCAGGCUGAACCUAAAGAGGUCCUCAAAGUUCCUGACUCUAUCCUCAACCCCAUCACCCCCCACCUCCCUUUUUGUCCCCCUAGACUCGGUCCAGAGCCCUGCUUGGACCUGAACACAACCACCGUUUGAAGGACCGCAAGAACAGAUGACAAGCGGACGGAUGGAGGGGAUGAAACGAGGGGAUGCGGCACAUCAGAGGAAGCCGGUUCAUGUGAAGAAGCCGCCAGCCCUUUUUGUGUUGAGGCUGCUGUAUGUGUGGUGCUGUGGCUGCCUGCUCAUACCCAUGUCUGUGUGUGCAGAAGUCAAAGGGUUUCUGAUUAUUCACUGGAGCCACAGUUAACAGACUUUUAAAAAAGAUUACUGAUUAGAGUGGUACUGGUUUGGGAAUCAGCUGUAUGAGAUGUGUUGAAUAAAAUGUUAAAACAUUA
Seriola aureovittata is the source of this 3511-nucleotide messenger RNA. RefSeq names its product calpain 10 (gene capn10). The transcript has 13 exons. Gene Ontology annotation, molecular function: calcium-dependent cysteine-type endopeptidase activity. NCBI's taxonomy places the organism in Eukaryota, Metazoa, Chordata, Actinopteri, Carangiformes, Carangidae. Gene Ontology annotation, cellular component: cytoplasm. The record is from RefSeq and is a predicted model, not a curated record. Bases 413 to 2410 code for a protein of 665 amino acids. Gene Ontology annotation, biological process: proteolysis.